Molecule: messenger RNA, 3907 nt
Organism: Lepisosteus oculatus (spotted gar)
Lineage: Eukaryota; Metazoa; Chordata; Actinopteri; Semionotiformes; Lepisosteidae
Source: RefSeq, a predicted model, not a curated record
AACUCGGGUACAUUAUAUUGUACCAGUUCGGAAAGAGAUGUCAAUCCAGUGGAGAGCGCAUUCGUGAAACAGUAUUCAUUCUUCCCCGAAAGUAUUUAUUCCUAAAAUAUAGUGAUUUUUAAAAACAAAUGCUGGAUACAGUAUACACAAACUACAAAACGGAAGGAAGCGGUUUGUUGAGAGUAUUUGUACGAGGAGACCGGCCGGUAUUCACACCGGAGCGGUCUAUGCGCAGCAGGUAGCUGUACCUGCGUCUUUCCAGCCUUGUAUUGAAAGGAACAGGGAAGCGCCUUGAGCGCUCCGCUCCUCCCAGCGCCGGACAGACAGCCGCAGAGGAGCAGCACUAACGAGCUCGGCAGAGCCGGCAGCGCGGACAGGAGCCCGGUGUUGCGCACAACCAUGGAGCGAAAAGUUGCUCGCGAAUUCAGGCAUAAGGUGGAAUUGCUUAUUGACAAUGAAGCUGAAAAGGAUUACCUUUACGAUGUGCUGCGGAUGUACCACCAAUCUAUGGACCUCCCUGUCUUGGUUGGUGAUCUAAAGCUGGUCAUUAGUGAGCCAAGCCGCCUGCCUCUUUUUGACUCCAUUCGACCUCUCAUCCCCCUGAAGCACCAGGUGGAGUAUGACCAGCUCACCCCUAAACGGUCAAGGAAGCUGAAAGAAGUCCGCUUGGACAGAACCCAUCCUGAGGGACUGGGACUGAGUGUCCGUGGAGGAUUGGAGUUUAACUGUGGGCUUUUCAUUUCACAAAUAGUCAAGGAUGGACAAGCUGACAACGUGGGCCUGCAGGUUGGGGAUGAGAUAGUCCGGAUUAAUGGCUACUCCAUCUCUUCAUGUAUUCACGAGGAAGUGAUUAACCUAAUCCGAACCAAGAAGACGGUCUCCCUGAAAGUCAGGCAUGUGGGCAUGAUACCAGUCAAAAGUUCAUCCGAUGAGCCCCUGAAGUGGCAGUAUGUGGACCAGUUUGUGUCUGAAACUGGGGAUAAGAAAAGCAGUGUCGCUGGAUUGGCAUCUAUUGGAGGGAAAGAGCUGAAAGAGAAAAAGGUUUUCCUCAGUCUUGUUGGCACAAAGGGCAUGGGAAUAAGCAUUUCUAGUGGUCCAACACAGAAGCCGGGGAUAUACAUCAGUAAUGUGAAGCAAGGCUCUCUGUCAGCAGAGGUUGGGCUCCAGGUGGGCGAUCAAAUUGUUGAAGUGAAUGGUGUUGACUUCACAAACCUGGACCACAAGGAGGCUGUGAGGGUCCUUAAAAGCAGUCGAAGCUUGACCAUUACAGUUCUCACAGGAGCAGGCAAGGAACUGUUCAUGACUGAUGAUGAGCGACUGGUUAUGGAGUCCCGCAGAGAGGUGGAACGGCAGGAGCUGAUGCACCAGAAGAGAGUGGCCCUGGAGACCAACAAGAUCCUCAAGGAACAGCAAGAGAAAGAGAGACUGAGGCAGAUAGAGAUUUCUCAGAAGACUGCAGAGGAAGAAGAACGCUAUCGCAAAGAAAUGGAAAGAAUUGAAGAGGCUGAGAGGAAACAUCUAAGGGAAUGGGAAGAGGACUGGGGGCCCAGAGAGCAGCCAAAGAGCCCCGUGCCCCCGCCUGCAGAGAGGAACACCCCCUCUCCGCCGAAACCCAAAAGCUCAGAUAACGGGCCGUCUGCCUGGCAGCUUGAGAAUGCGGAGGAUGAGCAGGGGCCGGACGCAAGUGACCUGGUGAAUGGGCAGCAGAAAGGAAAAAAAGAAAAAGGAAAAAAGAAGCCCUCUAAGAAUGACACGCUUCAGGAACAGAGGAAGAAUAAGAAGGAGCUUGAGUUUGAGCUGAAGCUAGCCAAGGAAAAAGAAGAAAUGUUAGAACGAGAAAAACAGCUCAAAAUCAGUAGGCUAGUGCAAGAGGUGUCGGAGACCGAGCGAGAGGACCUGGAGGAGUCGGAAAAGGUUCAACACUGGGUAGAACGGCUUUGUCAGACUCGAUUAGAGCAAAUCUCCUCCGCAGAGAAUGAGUCCACUGAGGUGCCGACAGACAGAGCCCCCUCCACGGGACCCUCAGUGCGCCGGUUUGCAGGAGGUUUGCAGCUCACCACCACAGACCUGGACGACAUUAAUUUAGAUGACGUGGACCAGAGUCUUGCUGGCCCCAGUCACCCCGAGGACAGGUUCGGUGGCCACAGCUCUCAUCUCUCGAGCUCGGCGGACCCUGACUGGGAAGGGCAUAACUACAGGGCCAGACCCGGUUACAGUAAGGUCAGCCCAGGUGGUGAGCCCUCCUACCCUCCGAGUCCCAGGGUGGCUCAGCGUGAUGCCACUGAGGUUAUGAGAAAUACAUCUCAUGCCAGCAGAAUUUCAACCUCAAGCAAUCCACUGCAAUUAGCUCCCAGUCCGCCCAGCCAGCGCCGCCCUGUUGUGCCCAUAACUUCCAAACCCGUCAUGCUUCCUCCCGUGCAGCCUGUCCGCAGACCCACCCUGCGCUCCGAGGCCUUGCCACCAGAGAUGUUAAAAAGGAUGGUGGUCUAUAAUUCCUCUUUCAGAUCCAACAGAAAACAAGUAAUUAAUUGCAGUCAUCUCCCUCAAGUGGCUUGUCAGCUUUACUCUUCAUUUUCCAGUAUUUGUUUCUUUGAUUUGACUUUCUCUUGUUCUGUUCUCUUAUUACAGUUUACUCCAGAACAGAUAAUGGGAAAAGAUGUGAGACUUCUCAGAAUUAAAAAGGAAGGACCACUUGAUCUUGCUGUAGAAGGAGGGGUAGAUUCUCCUCUGGGGAAGCUUGUGGUUUCUGCCAUUUAUGAUGGUGGUUCUGCGGACAAGCAUGGGGGAAUAGUAAAGGGAGAUGAGAUCAUGGCUGUUAAUGGAAAAAUCCUAACUGACGCCACUUUAACAGAAGGCCAGAAUUCCUUGGCUAGAGCAUGGAACAGUGGUGGGGAUUGGAUUGAUCUAGUGAUUGCUGUGUCUCCUCCAAAGGAAUAUGAGGAUGAAGUGACCUUCUUUUAAGAAUCAGAAGACAAGAUGGAUCCUUUGCCUUUAGGAGUGUCUAUGUUUACUUCAUUGUGGUUAAUUAUUUUUUUUUAAGAUGAUCAUUUUGCCUUGAAAAAGAAAUUAAGCUGAUAUUUCACAGAAUAUUGUACAGUCAGACAAAGCAGUCUUUUGAUCUGCUUCAUGGAAAUAUAAAACACUUAAUGUUUGAAGUGACUGGUGAACCUCCUCAGGGAUCUUCUGAAUAGCACUUCCCUAAUAGUCCUUUAACAUAAGCAGAGACAUCUCCUUAACGAUGUGAUUUCUUUCGUAUGAGCUUCUAUCACACCCUGACUAAGUAGCCAACAGUCUCAUAUCAGUGUUCCUGAGACCUGCCAACCCUUUUGAGAAAAGGCCACAUGAGGUUUUUUUUGCUUACAGUAUGUUUUGCAAGGCCUGCAUACUUAUAGUUACUGUCUCAGUGGACUUCCCUACUAAGGCUGCUUUCAGGACAAGUGGCAGUUUAGUAUCUGUUUUCGCCAAAAUUAAGGAAGAAAUCAUGUGAAAUUCAUCUCAUCAUAUAAACAUUGUGAGUGUCAUAGUGCUUUAUUGUGACUUAUUAUACCGUGGGAAUAGCCGAGAUAAAAGUUAUAUUGAAACAGACAUUUAUGCUUUUGAAAUGAAUUCAGGAAAUUUGUUGUUGCUGUUUAUUAAAUAAUUAUUUUAAGAUAUUUUAAAAACAAUAAGAAUGUAAUAUCUGUGUACACUAACAUUAUCAAUUGCCAUUUCUACAAUAUGUGUGUAAUUAUGUGUUGCAACAAAGUCUGAUAUAACUGAUAAAGUCCUGCUGUAUUUUAUUGAUAGUGGCAAAUUUGUCAUUGAUGUGCCUUUUUGUCAAAAACAUAAAAUACAGUUAUCACGCAGUGGCACAAGGUCCAAUCCUUGCAAUUUCAGAAUUAAUAAAAUCCUUAUCCCAGAUUGAAAA